Messenger RNA from Rhincodon typus (whale shark), 6097 nucleotides. RefSeq names its product forkhead box protein P1-like. The transcript is spliced from 20 exons. Gene Ontology annotation, biological process: regulation of transcription by RNA polymerase II. Gene Ontology annotation, molecular function: DNA-binding transcription repressor activity, RNA polymerase II-specific; RNA polymerase II cis-regulatory region sequence-specific DNA binding. Gene Ontology annotation, cellular component: nucleus. The coding region runs from base 324 to 2429 and encodes 701 amino acids. Lineage: Eukaryota; Metazoa; Chordata; Chondrichthyes; Orectolobiformes; Rhincodontidae. The record is from RefSeq and is a predicted model, not a curated record.
GUAAUAUAUUGUUAUUUAUUGUGUGCUUGUUGCAUGCUUUCUCGUACACAAUCGCAUGUGUGUUGCAGGGUCAAAUUAUCUCCUGGUUGCCCAACAACCUAAAGGAGCACCAACUGUGUCCUCAUUGAGCACUUCCACCGUCAGAGUCACUUACAAUGGUGACAUUAUCAUCAGGAGGAUUGGAUCCAAAAUUUUGAAUGUAUGGAAUUGAAAUUUGUCAUCUGUAGAGGGGCAAAAAGGGUAAGAAGAGUUAUUGCAAAGGUGGCAGUAACAGAAGAUUGCUUUAAAUAAGCAAAUACUACUCAAAAGAAGGUUUUUGAGUCAUGAUGCAAGAAUCUGGGAUUGAGGCAGCAAGCAACGGUUCAGCCAAUCAGAACGAAGUUAGCAGUGGUAACCACUAUCCAGACAGUAGCACAAGGGAAGGGAGAUCAAACGGCGACUCAUCCUCGAUUGAAGUGACUGCUGCUGAACUGGUUCAUCUCCAGCAACAACAGGCUUUUCAAGUUGCACGACAGCUCCUGCUGCAGCAACAAGCCAGUGGGUUAAAGUCUCCCAAGGGAAAUGACAAGCAACCAACCUUACAGGUUCCAGUAUCAGUGGCUAUGAUGACACCUCAAGUGAUAACUCCCCAGCAAAUGCAACAGAUUUUACAGCAACAAGUACUGACUCCUCAGCAACUUCAAGCUUUGCUUCAGCAGCAACAGGCUAUCAUGCUACAGCAGCAACAGCUUCAGGAGUUUUAUAAGAAACAGCAAGAGCAGUUGCAUCUUCAGCUUCUGCAGCAACAACAUGCUGGGAAACCAACUAAAGAGCAACAACAGCCACUAGCUGCCCACCACUUAGCCCUUCAGCAGCAGCUUCUUCAGGUGCAGCAGCUUCAACAACAACACAUCAUGACUAUGCAGCGUUGUGGCUUGCUCACAGUGCAGUCCGGGCAGCCAGGUCUCUCUCUGCAAACACUGGCACAAGGCAUGACUCCAACAGAACUACAGCAGCUAUGGAAAGAAGUCACUGGAGCUCCCACAGUGGAAGAAAGUGUAACCAAAAAUGGCAGUCUCGACCUUUCUACUAGUUCACUUUGCUCUCCCGCUGCACCACCUAAGACCUCACUACCAGUAACCCUGAUGAAUGGACAGUCUACGGGUCACACUCCAAAAAGGGAAUGCUUAUCCCAUGAGGAGCACGGAUGCAAUCAUCCUUUAUAUGGUCAUGGUGUGUGUAAAUGGCCUGGUUGUGAAGCAGUCUGUGAAGAUUUUGGACAGUUUCUAAAACACCUCAACAAUGAGCAUGCACUGGAUGACAGAAGUACAGCACAGUGUCGAGUACAGAUGCAAGUUGUACAACAGCUGGAACUCCAGCUUGCAAAAGACAAAGAACGCCUGCAAGCAAUGAUGACACACCUGCACGUGAAGUCAACUGAACCAAAAUCUACUCCUCAGCCUAUUUUUCUGACGCCUAAAAUCAAGGAGCUAUGUUUGACCAUUCCAAAGAAUAAGCUGAACCUGGUAUCGAAUGUCACGUUAUCAAAGACUGUGUCUGAGGCAUCUCCACAGAGUUUACCUCACACCCCUACCACGCCAACAACCCCCAUUACCCCCGUCACACAAGGACCCUCUGUUAUUACCCCAACCAGCAUGCAUAACAUGGGACCCAUCCGGAGGCGGUACCCUGACAAGUACAAUGUGCCAAUAUCCUCAGACAUUGCUCAGAAUCAAGAAUUCUACAAGAAUGCAGAUGUUAGACCCCCUUUCACGUAUGCUUCAUUAAUAAGGCAGGCAAUUCUUGAAUCUCCAGAAAAGCAGCUAACACUAAAUGAAAUAUAUAACUGGUUUACACGAAUGUUUGCCUACUUCAGACGCAAUGCAGCUACAUGGAAGGGUGCCAUACGCACCAAUUUGUCACUACAUAAGUGCUUUAUCAGAGUAGAGGAUGAGUUUGGGUCCUUUUGGACUGUUGAUGAUGAAGAAUUUAAACGUGGUCGCCACAUUCAACGAGGCCGUCCUCGAAAAUACUACCCUGAUGAAAGCUUUGAUGAACAGUUUGCACACAACCCUUCUAUUAUAAAAAAUAUACAAACCAGCCUUGCAUAUGGAUCACCACUUAAUGCUGCUUUACAGGCUUCAAUGACUGAGAAUAACAUACCUCUAUACACUACUGCUUCCAUGGGAAAUCCCACUGUAGCCACCAUGGUGGGUGCUAUUCAUGAGGAGCUAAAUGGUGCAGUGGAGCAUUCAAAUAGCAAUGAAAGUGACAGCAGUCCAGGACGUUCUCCGUUGCAAACAAUGUAUCCUAUCCAUGUUAAAGAGGAGCCAGUGGACCCAGAAGAAAUGGAAGGGCCUCUGUCUUUAGUGACAACAGCAAAUCAUAGUCCAGAGCUUGACAAUGACAGAGAAUUUGAAGAGGACCCAGGCAAUGAAGACAUGGAAUGAGCAUGUUUCUCAUCUUUCCCUGAGAUGAAGAUUCAUAUACGAAGAGAGCUCGUCAGAUUUACCUGUGAAAUCUCUCCAUGAUGUGGAAGUUUGGAGGAAUUUUCAGCCCUUUUUGACAAAGUAAUGAGAUGUUUUAAAUAACUUUUAGUGCCAUUAAGAAUCCCAUUGGGGAAUGUUUCUGAUUUUUUUCUACUUUUUGUUGGAAAAAUGGAAUUUGUAUUCUACAUACAUUGGAUGGACUUGUUUGGUACUUGGGAUUUUCCUCUCCUGAAGUCAACAUCAGUGUUGAAAGUUACUGAACUGUACAGUCAUACACACAGACUUUGCAGCAGAUUUGGACUGCAGUCCUGCCAAGUUGGACUCAUGGGUCUGAUCAAAGCUGUUCAUAGUUCAAACUGCAGGUAGAGCUCUUCCCAGAACUUGCAUAUUCAAAUGGAAGACUGAGGCUAAAACUGAUUUGCACAGUACUGGAAGUGGAUUAUUAAAAUAUCACUGCCUUUAAUCCACACUUGUUUCCAUGGGGCAGGGGAGAAGGGAAAUAAUUUGUGAAAAAUAAUUAACCGAAAUUUUAUUGUGACACUGUUUGCUUCUGCUGCACCCAAGCAGUUUUAUAAUCGUAGGCCACAGGCCUCUGGAGGACCUCAUUAAGCUCUAUGUUCAGCAGUAGUGGUUGAAUGUUAAAGUCUUUUUUUAACCAAUGGGACAAAAUGCCUGACAUCAGUUUGUAACAUAUGUGGUAGAUUUUCUGUCAUUCAUUCCCCUUAACUUCAUUGUUUUUUUUAUAUAUAAAGAGAAAUUAAACCUCAGACCAGCUUUUAUUCUGCUUACUGAUACUGCUUUAUUUCAUUUGCUUGCAGUCAGCAAACAACAGGCCCAACUUUUAAUAUCAACUGGCGGAAUCAAUGUUCCAUGACUACAGAGAAAGGUUCACUUUUAGGAAAGCUGCAGAAAUGAACCAGGGGACAGAAUGACAGAAAAAAAAGAUGAUAUUAGUAACUAGCCCUUGUCUCCUACAUAACGCCAUUGAAUGAUUCCUGUUUUUCAGGUUCAACAAGUAGUAAGGAGACACAGGAGUUGAGUUAAAGAAAGUAGAACAUAAAAAAUUUUGUCUGUAUAAAUAAUAAUUCACACUGCAGCAAAGCUUUUCAGUUAAGGUUUAUGUCUAGUGCUGUGUUAAGUAGCUCUAUAGGUAGAAAUUUGUUAUUUCAGCAAACUUAGAAAACUUCACAAUAGAUGACAAAAUCGAAAGCAACGUCACUAGAGCUUACUUUGCGAGCUUAUAGUGAUCCUGAAGCAAACUUUACGUACAGAAAGUAAUUCUGUUAAUAGAAGUCAUUGAAUUAUUUUCCAAAACACUCAACAUCUUUGCUGUUUCAAGACUGCGACUUGGUCACUUUUCUGUCACUCCCCUCUCCCCCAUUGUAUUUAUUUAGGACUAUAUAGUUUGGCAGUUGAAGAAGCUUUCAGAGCUUUAUUUAUUUUUACUUUUUUUUGAAACCAGAUAAAUUUUUCUGAGAUUACCAAAGAUGAUCUAAAAGGUAAAUUAUAUGUUCUCUGUUUGAUGCUUUAUCUGAUGAAGCCAAAUAUCCUCUUAUUGUUGAUCAAAGGAGGUAGCAGAAUCAAGAGGGGGAAAUGGCUAAAAAUGGAAUGAUGCACAGACAGUAACCUGUGAUGUUUAAGUCUCCUUUUAACAAUAUCUGCAACAGGCCAGGUGGAUGUUUGAACCAAAGGUAUUAUCUCUGAAAAUUCAGCUUUCUCUUUCCUAUAAUGACCAAGUUUGCUCACUGUAGGAAGAUAUAAUUGGAGACCAAACCAAGGACCGAUAUCACGGAGGCCACAAAAAAGGGAGCGUUCCAUCAAGGGAAGGUGAAUGUAGAUCCUUUCUGUGCUGAUAAGAGUAAGAUGAAAAGGUGAAGAUGCAAGAUUCAAAUGGUAAUACAGAGAGAAAAGGAAUAGCUUCCAUGAUGGAACUGGACCACGUAUUAGUGUUUUAGGACAAUGCUUGUUAUGGAAGCUGUAACUGAAAGAUGGUGUGCCACUUUUGUUUGGAGACCAAUUUUCUUUAUUGUGCCAAGAUUACUUAUUUUUGGUUUGCCUUGGCACACAUCUUCAAAUUUGUUCAGUUUUGUUCCCGCAUUCUUCAUGCAAAAGCACUCAUAAGCUUGGUACAAGAGACAUUACAGCAGUUUUUUUUAAGCUUAAUCCAACUUUCUGUUAAAUGGGCAGUCUGUGGUCUUUUGAAAUAUAUAUUUGUAAUGGCAUUCCAGGCAGCUUCAUGAGGAUGUGCAGGCAGUAGCUAAAUGGGAUCAUGAGAAGAGAUCCCAUGAUUUCAAACUGAGUGGCCUGUUGGUUAACUCUGUAUUUGAGGGAAUAGAAGAUGGUUAGAUUAGUACAUUCUCAGCAUGUGUAGCUAGACAUGACUAAAGUUAACAGCAUGAGAAACUGUUAGUACGCAUACCUCAGUUCAAACUUUUAGGGAAUGAUGAAUAAAACAUUUCACUCAGUUGCACUUAGUUGUAUGUCUUGCAUGUUUAGUCUAAAGACUAGCAAAAUUAGAGCUUGCAUAUCUAGCAGGUGCCACAGCCUUUCAGCAGAAUCAACUCUGAACCUCAGGCUCUUUAUGUACAGGAUUUCAAUGAUUGAACAUUGUCACCAUAUCCGUUUGGAUAUAUGGUUGCUUCUAAAGGGUGGGGGUUUGUUACAUUGUACGUAAAUAUCCCAAUGUGUCGGUGCAAGCCUUUGUCUUUUUCUGUUUCUUUUUAAACACUGUUCUUUUAAAAACAAAAAAUCUCUGUUAAAUCACAUUUGCUUUUGAGCAACUGCUUUGUAUUGACUAUAUUAAAAGAAAGCUUUGAAAACUACUGUAUGUAUUGAAACUGCAAAUGUUCUGCACAUGUAUUUUACUUAUUAAUCCUUGCUUUAAGAAUAACAGAAGUUAUUUGCUGACAUUUGGGAGAAAAUCCCUUUUUUUUUGCUUUAACUGUAGUACAGUUGACAGAUUUUUAAGUUACCAUUGAACGAAGCAUUUUGUACAGUUUUGUUUGUGUUAGGCUGUUUUGAUACUUCCCGCUUACAAAGGUCCAACCACUGCCCUCUGCAGCUGUCUUAAAAGUUUGAAGGAUUUGGAGAAGACAAUUUAAAAAGUCAUUUCUUUUCCUGCUGUCGUGAAUACUUAGCAUGAUGAAUUCCAGGGCCAGUUGCAGUGAAGUAAUGAUUAUUAAAACUGGGGAGUGUCAACCUGUUGAAUAUUUUUUUUAAAUAAGAACUUUACAAGGUGCCAAGAUGUAAAGAUAAUUUGUUACAUGCUUUUUCUCUAAGAAAAGCGUACAUUAUCAUGAUCGAAGUACCAUGAUUCAGGUAACUUCAAUGUCAGGAAUGAGAGUCACAGCCUUCUAUACUGUCAAAAGCCAGUGAAUAAAAAUCUGAUUGUUUGUUAAAGGUUGUUUGGAAAUGGUACAGAUUGAGGACAUUGUGUUAUCAUGGUGCUUUGAACGUUGUUGCUGCCAGUUAAGAGAUUAUUGUAGAGGCAUACAGGAACUCAUUCCUUACAUCAGUGUAAUCCAUCAUUCCAUGUCUGUUGAUGCAGACAAUAAAAAAAUUCAUGUGUGUAGUCAGUACUAAUUACUGACAUUAGCAUUCUCAAAUGCAAUAAAAAUGCUGGUUGUUCA